AUGGCUCAGGUUGCAGCAGUCAAAUUUGGUGCUGAGCUCAAGGACGGUUACAAGCCGGUCGACAACUGGGUAAACCUGGGCAUUACGUGGCUCACCGAGAUCCAGGAAUUCUACCAGGAACGGGCCGCUAUAGAAAAGGAAUACAGCCAGAAGUUGACCACUCUGGCAAAGAAAUACUACGACAAGAAAUCAAGAAAGUCCAGCAACCUCAGCGUCGGCGACAAUCCUGCCUUGACCCCGGGUUCUUUAGAGUCCGCCUCUCUCACAACAUGGACCACCCACUUAUCCACGCUCGAGGCGCGAGCAAACGAACACGCCAAAUUCUCCAAAGAUCUCCUAAGUCAAGUUGCGACGCCACUAGAGUACAGCGCCUCGAAACUUGAGGAGCUGAGAAAAAGCCACGCCGAAUAUAACGCCAAACUUGUCAAAGAGAGGGAUUCAUCUUACGGCGAUCUGAAGAAAUUGAAACAAAGAUAUGAUGCUGUCUGUCAAGAGGUCGAGAAUCGAAGAAAGAAGGCCGAAUCGUCCAUGGACAAGAGCAAGGCUCAAAGCACGUACAACCAACAGUUGAUGGAAAUGAACAAUGUGAAGAACACAUAUCUGAUUGGCAUCAAUGUCGCGAAUAAGAUGAAGGAAUGCUAUUACCACGACUACGUGCCAGAAUUACUCGAUUCCUUGCAGGAUUUGAACGAAACCCGUGUCUCGAAACUGAAUUCGAUAUGGCUGGUCGCCGCGGCACUCGAGACCAAUACUCUCAAGCGGAGCACUGAUCUCAUGACUCGUCUUUCGAACGAGAUUCCACGAAACAACCCAAGUCUCGAUAGUAAUAUGUUUGUACGGCAUAAUGCUGUACAGUGGCAGGAACCUUCUGACAUUGUCUUUGAACCGUCUCCGGUGUGGUUGGAUUCAGACAAUAUGAUGACCGAUGACGCGUCCAAAGUAUUCCUUCGGAAUAUUCUGCAGAAGAGCAAGCCGCUCAUCAAUCAACUCAAGGCGGAGUCGGCUCAGAAAAAAAGAGAGCUGGAAAAUGUCAAGCUGGCCCGGCGAGAGGGCAAAGACAAGCGCGACGAAGUCGAAUCGGUGCGAUUGCAAUUUGCCCUGCAGGAAGAGUUGCACACCGUCGAGCGGAAGCGGCUGACGGCGGAAGUGGAGACGUCGACAAUCACCUCAGUCGUGGGCGAUCUUAGCAUGUAUGGCAAGAGCCACACCUUCAAAUCCGAGACGUUCAAGAUCCCCACCAAUUGUGAUCUCUGUGGCGAUCGAAUCUGGGGUCUGAGUGCCAAAGGGUUUAUAUGUACUGAUUGCGGCUUUACGUGUCACAGCAAGUGUCAUAUGAAAGUGCCUGCGGAUUGUCCCGGAGAGCAGACCAGAGAAGAGAAAAAGAAAUUGAAGGCGGAACGACAAGCGGCAGCCCUGAUGGCCGUGGAGGCCCCUCCACCUGCCUCAAACGGCGCUACCUCUCCUCCUCCCUUGGUGAGGCAAGAUACAAUGAGCAGUCUGUCGUCUGGCUAUGCGGCCAGUGCCACGAGGUCAUUGUCUGGCGGUGUUCCAAGGCUUUCGGCAAUGGAUGAUUCAGUCACGACCUCCCCAUUAACAACUAUUACUUCCAACUCCGGAUCAGCGACAAUUGCCGCCCCGAGACGGAACAGGAUUGUCGCACCACCUCCAGCAGCGUACGUCAGUGCACCUGGCGUUGACUUGGCUGCCAACGGGAGUAGCCAGCUCAGGGGUAAGAUGCUCUAUCCCUAUGAAGCAAGAGACGAGGGAGAAAUAUCUCUUUCUGAGGGAACGGAGGUGAAGAUACUGGAACCUGACGACGGCGGCUGGACCAAAGUCCACGCUGGCUUCGGCAAGGAAGGCCUAGUGCCCACAGCUUACCUAGAGGAAUUGCCCACUGCUGCUAGCACCCCCGCGCAAGAGCGCCCACCAUCACUAUACUCCAAUUCGAGUGCCUCACUGGCCUCUUCCACCCUGGCUGGCGCGGGCAAGAAAAAGCAAGGCCCAGCAGUGGCGCCCAAACGAGGAGCGAAGAAAGUGAAAUAUGUCGAAGCCCUCUACCCCUACACAGCCCAGAGUGAUGCUGAGUUCGACAUGGCCGAAGGGGAGAGAUUCAUCUUGAUCAGUAUGGGCACCGGAGAUGGCUGGGCCGAUGUCGAGAAGAAUGGCGAGACAAGAAGUGUUCCCGCCAAUUAUAUCCAGGAGGUCUAG
Cladophialophora bantiana CBS 173.52 is the source of this 2208-nucleotide messenger RNA. RefSeq lists its product as uncharacterized. NCBI's taxonomy places the organism in Eukaryota, Fungi, Ascomycota, Eurotiomycetes, Chaetothyriales, Herpotrichiellaceae. Gene Ontology annotation, molecular function: protein binding. The record is from RefSeq and is a predicted model, not a curated record. The coding region runs from base 1 to 2208 and encodes 735 amino acids. The transcript has 3 exons. Gene Ontology annotation, biological process: regulation of actin filament polymerization.